Messenger RNA from Brienomyrus brachyistius, 3160 nucleotides. It is a transcript of the gene ralbp1, whose product is annotated as ralA binding protein 1. Gene Ontology annotation, molecular function: small GTPase binding; GTPase activator activity. Lineage: Eukaryota; Metazoa; Chordata; Actinopteri; Osteoglossiformes; Mormyridae. Gene Ontology annotation, biological process: endocytosis; positive regulation of GTPase activity; small GTPase-mediated signal transduction. Bases 450 to 2423 code for a protein of 657 amino acids. The transcript is spliced from 10 exons. Gene Ontology annotation, cellular component: membrane. The record is from RefSeq and is a predicted model, not a curated record.
UAUAUAUAGUUAUUCUUGCUUAAAAACGCACGAUCGCGAUGAUCCGUGAACCGGUUUUAUGAUCUCGCUUCGGCCAUACAGCUAAGAUGUAGAGGUGGUUAGAGCGGACCUUCUGGACAGCUUGAACAGAAAGAUGGGCCUGGCUAUAAAAGCACAGCACAGCUUCUCAUCGGCAUGAACUUCUUCCCGCUGUCGAUGCCUCAGCUCAUAUACCGGUAACCAGACAUAUACCAGCCCGUGGACUAGUCAAACCGAUACCGGGACACCGCUAACUGUCCAGCUGAUCGCCGCAGAGGCCAGCUGCCUUCGACCGUCACUCCCCACCCCCCAAGCGGCUUGUCAUUCCGGCUUCCCUCGGGAAGUGUGUUUCUGGGCCCUGCUGGUGCCAUGGAGCAGUGAUGUGCCCCUGCAUCUAAGCAUAGCCGGAGGACAGCAAGGCCGCUGCCGCCAUGACGGAGUGCUUCCUGCCCCCCAGCAGUAGCCCUGGUGAGCAGCGGCGGGCCGAGGCCCCGGGAGGCGUGGCCCGCACACCCAGCUCUGAGGAGAUCAGCCCCACCAAGUUCCCUGGCCUGUACCGCACAGGGGAGCCCUCACCUCCUCAUGACGGGCACCACCACGAGCCCCCCGACGCAGUUUCGGACGACGACAAGGAGCACAGCAAGAAGAAGAACAAGUUCAAGAAAAAGGAGAAGAGAACUGAGGGAUACGCCGCCUUUCAGGAGGACAGUUCAGCAGACGAGGCUGAGAGCCCAUCUAAAAUGAAGCGCUCCAAGGGCAUCCACGUAUUCAAGAAGCCCAGCUUUUCCAAGAAGAAGGAGAAGGACUUUAAGGUGAAGGAGAAGCCCAAGGAGGACAAGGCCAAGGAGAAGAAGUCCAAGGACCUGACAGCAGCGGACGUGGUGAAGCAAUGGAAAGAGAAGAAGAAGAAGAAGAAGCCGAGCGGCGAGCUGGAGCCCGUCCCCGCUGAGGUGCCGUCACGCCGGCCUGUCUUCGGAGUGCCGCUGGACGAGGCCGUGAAAAGGACGGCGCUCUAUGACGGCAUCCAGCUGCCCGCCAUCUUCAGGGAGUGUGUCACCUACAUUGAGAAUUACGGCAUGAAGUGCGAGGGCAUAUACCGUGUCUCAGGGAUGAAAUCCAAGGUGGAUGAACUGAAGGCGGCGUAUGACCGUGAGGAGUGUCCCUGCCUGGAGGAGUAUGACCCCCACACAGUGGCCAGCCUCCUGAAGCAGUACCUGCGUGAGCUGCCUGACAGUCUGCUGGGCCGUGACGUGGCAGCCCGCCUGGAGGAGGCCUGUGGUCGGCCUACUGAGGCCGACAAGGUGCAGGAGUGCCAGCGGCUGCUGGCCGAGGCUCCCGCCUGUGGGCGUCUCCUGCUGGCCUGGCUCAUCACCCACAUGGACCACGUCAUUGGCAGGGAGGCCGACACCAAGAUGAAUAUCCAGAACAUCUCUAUUGUCCUCAACCCCACGGUGCAGAUUGGGAAUCGUGUGCUGUACAUCUUCUUCACCCAUGUGAAGGAGCUCUUCGGGGAUGUGCUUCUGAAGUCAGCCAUCCGUCCUCUGCGCUGGUCAAACAUGGCCACCAUGCCAGCGCUGCCCGACACCCAGGAGAGCAUCAAAGAGGAGAUCCGCCGUCAGGAGUUCCUGCUGAACUGCCUCCAUCGGGACCUGCAGGCGGGUGUGAAGGAUCUGUCCAAGGAGGAGCGUCUGUGGGAGGUGCAGCGCAUCCUGACCGCCCUGAAGCGCAAGCUACGAGAGGCUAAGCGACAGGAGUGUGAGACCAAGAUUGCCCAGGAGAUCGCCAGCCUCUCCAAGGAAGAUGUGUCUAAGGAGGAGAUGACGGAGAACGAAGAGGAGGUUAUCAACAUCCUCCUGGCACAGGAGAACGAGAUCUUGACGGAGCAGGAGGAGCUUAUUGCUUUGGAGCAGGUGCUUCGCCGGCAGAUUGCCACGGAGAAAGAGGAGGUGGAGCGGCUGCGGGCGGAAAUUGCCGACAUCCAGAGCCGGCAGCAGGCCCGCAGCGAGACGGAGGAGUACUCCUCGGACAGCGAGAGUGAGAGCGAGGAUGAGGAGGAACUGCAGAUCAUUCUGGAGGACCUGCAGAGGCAGAAUGAGGAGCUGGAGAACAAGAACACGCACCUGAAUCAGGCCAUCCACGAGGAGCAGGAGGCCAUCAUUGAGCUACGCGUGCAGCUCCGCCUCCUGCAGUCACAUAAGCUGCAGCAGGAGCAGGUGGCGCAGUCGGUGCAGGCAGGCCAGCCGUCGCAGCCAAGCCCCGAAGCCCGGCCUGAGGAGCCUGGCAAGCGCAGUGCCACACAGCCCGCAGUGCCUGCAGGUGACUCUCCAGCUCCCUCUAAUGGCAAGGUCACCAAGGAAGUCCUGAAACCUUCACCCAGCAAGGACCGCUGGGAAACUAACCUGUGAGUCAUUCCUCCCGGCUGUCCUGGCCCUGCAUCUGUGAGGGGGGGGCAUCAUGAAGCACCUGGACAGGCACAGAGCGGACCAGGAGCACUUAUGCACUAUUCCCCACCCAGCAAAAAAAAGCACAGCAGAGGACGGGCACCAUGCAAGCUGUGAUGUGCAAGCUUACCCAGCGCUGCAGUUGCAGUGGGACAUGUAAAGGUGCCUUGGAGUACGGCCAGGGAACUCCAGUCAAUGUCCUGUCUGUGUGACUUCUGGAUGUGUGGGGAAGCUUGGAUUAUUUCACUUAUUGAAUAUGCGCAUAUAUAGAUAUACAUACACAUAUAUAAAUAUAUUACUCAUUUAUUUUUGUGAAGUAUUGUUGUCGCUUAGCUGUGUGUGAAUCCAGCGCCAGGCCCACACUUACGAGCUGCUGGAUCAGUCCCUUCGGCUUCGGCACCAGGCCCACACUCCCGAGCUGCUGGGUCAGUCCCUUCAGCUUUGGCACCAGGCCCACACUCCCGAGCUGCUGGGUCAGUCCCUCCGGCUUCGGCACCAGGUCCACACUCCCGAGCUGCUGGGUCAGUCCCUUCAGCUUUGGCACCAGGCUCACAUUCUUGAGCUGCUGGGUCAGUCCCUCCGGCUUCGGCACCAGGCCCACACUCCCGAGCUGCUGGGUCAGUCCCUCCGGCUUCGGCACCAGGCCCACACUCCCGAGCUGCUGGGUCAGUCCCUUCGGCACCAGGCCCACACUCCCGAGC